UGAGUAUCAACAAUCCCCACUUCCUUGCCGAAGGACAACAGAAAUAGACGGCAGACACAUACAAUUUUCAUUUUGGUGUUGCUGUUAAGAUCUAGACACAUUUUCAAUCCAAUUGGACAACUAGCCAGAACCGUUAGUGUUUCAAAGAUGCUCUGGUGGCGCCAGUCCAAAUAGAUGCAGAUGCCACUGCACUUGCAACAGUACAUAGCCGAAAAAUGAACAAUUUGGAACACGUCAAGCACUAUUAUCCAGAAAACUACAAAUUGGAUCUCUCGGAGACAAUGAAGGCGGCACUAUCCAAGGGCCCUGUGGGCGGGGGCGCGGUCAAUGCAGUCAGCAGCAACAAUGGCAGCAGCAGCAGCAACCUCACCAGCUCGAUGGGCGCACCAACACACAGCGAUAUGUUGCAACAACAGCCGAACGCCGGCGUUGGCUAUGUGACCGAGAAGCUCUACAUGCUGCUGCAGCUCUAUCUGCAGAAUAAAGGGUGGAACCCAAGCGCAGAGCUGCUGCAGUGCUUCAGCGAUCUUAAGGAUAAUGCGAUGCUGCCCAGCGCCGCCUACUUGCAAGUACUGGCCAAUCGACUGACGUUGGACUCACAGGGCAGGCUUAUACUGCGCGACAAUGGCAAAAUUGUGCUGCCCUUUGAGCACUUUGCUAACGCGGUCAUGCUGAAGCACAUGUCGGGGCCACAUGGUCUGCAUCUUAGUGUGGAUGCCACGGUGCGUGCUGUCAUUGAGUCCUACACUAUUGGACGUGAUCAGUUCGGCAUGGAGAAGGAAUUCAUCAUCGAGGUCGUGCAGUCAUGCCCCAGUCCUGCUUGUCGUUACUACAAGAAUCACAUGGGCAUAUCACCGAUGCCGUUUAUGGAGCAACAAUAUCCGGGCGUUAAUACUCCUGAUUUCUUGCAGCGUCUCUCGCAUCUACCACCAAGCGCAGCAGCAGGCAGUGCUGCGGUGAGCUCAGCAGCUUCCAGCGCUGCUACUGGCGUCUCCAGUGGCAGCAACAAUGCUAUUCCUGUUGAGAUUGAUUUGUCAAAAUCAAGCGGCUCCAAGGUGCCGACACAGUUGCAGCACUUAACAAAGCAGCAGCAGAGUAGCAUACAGUCGCAGCUGUCACAAAUAAGUGCCGCCGCUGCUGCAGCACAUCAUCAGCAACAACAGCAACAACAACAGCAGCAACAACAACAACAACAACAGCAGCAGCAACAACAACAACAACAGCAGCAACAACAAGCGCAGGCUCAAGCCCAGGCAAAACACCAGCAACAGCUGACAGCUGCAUUGAUUCAACAGCAGAAUCGUGUGCUCGCCCAACAGAGCCUGGAGAAGCUUAGCAAUUUGAGCGCUUUGGAGAAGCAACGUGUAUUUGCACAGUUGGAUCCCAAACACUUUGAUCCAAUGGCAGUUGCCGCAGCGGCAGCCAAUUUGCAAAUUCAAGGCAUGAUGCAGUCGCAAGCUGUGGCCGCGGCUGUGGCCUCCAAUCAACAGCAGCCAAUACCGCUAGCUACGAGCAACUCUUCGGCAACGGUCAGCUCCAGCGUUAGCGCGCAGGUGCACAAUACACACCAUUCGUUACCGCCGCCUUCGCAGUCGCCGCACUCGUCGUCAUCGUCUUCCUCGCACUCUUCGAUGGAUCCGCUACCGCAUAAGAAUAUUUCGGAGUCAUUGAGAUCAAAUCUGGACUCGAUUGAAUCGAACAAGGAUCUGUUGGCACUGCACAAUGGCGCUUGGGCCAGCCACGAUGCCAAUCGCAUAGAUCACAUGACUGUUGGCCAGGACAAGAUUGUGCGCAUUUUCUCGGAGCUAAUGCGUAACAUGUCGCGCAUGAAGACAUACAUACGCCCCUCAAUGUGCAAGCCCUAUGGCAAACAGAGCGAGAGUCUACAGAAGACUCUCAUGGAUACUAUUCAAAUUGUGCAGACUUUGCGUAAUUGCUUGCCGGCACCCCACAUUCCAGUUUCAUCCUGGAAGAGCGAGAGCGAGGGUAGCGUUAAUGUGGGCGCGGGCGUAGGUGUAGGUGUGCCUCCCGGCUUGAGCAUGAAUGCGCUUGGCUUGCAAUCCGGCAGAGUGGACAACUUGCUCUAAGUGGAUCCGAGACGAAAAACGUAGUUGAAUCGCAGCAAAUUACAUUAGGUAAUAUUUUAAUAUUCCCGCGAUUCCGAGCAUCAAUACAGUAUUUAUAUAGACUAGAUUAUCAUCUUCAUAGCCUUGGCUCAUGGUUUUCCAAUUACCUAUUAUGUGCCAUGUUUAACACAAGACUUGAUUUCAUUUUAAUAUUUGACUGAUUUUCAUAAUACAAUGUCACUAGCUAAAAGUGGUGUAUCCCUUUUAGAUUGUGUCACAAGAUUUAUGCGCUUAAGCUCGGCUAGGGUCUAAGAUUGAGCAGCAGUCCAAUGUCCAAUCCAUACCUAUAAGAAUUGUUUAAUUUCUUCAUUUAUUUACUUGUUUUCAUUUGUUAUUCGGCAUAAACAAAAUUGACAAAGCAUA
Messenger RNA from Drosophila montana, 2489 nucleotides. Its product is annotated as double-stranded RNA-binding protein Staufen homolog. The record is from RefSeq and is a predicted model, not a curated record. Lineage: Eukaryota; Metazoa; Arthropoda; Insecta; Diptera; Drosophilidae. Gene Ontology annotation, cellular component: TRAMP complex. Gene Ontology annotation, molecular function: RNA binding. Gene Ontology annotation, biological process: nuclear polyadenylation-dependent snRNA catabolic process; nuclear mRNA surveillance of mRNA 3'-end processing; nuclear polyadenylation-dependent rRNA catabolic process. Bases 216 to 2087 code for a protein of 623 amino acids. The transcript has 5 exons.